This is a messenger RNA of Miniopterus natalensis, 3059 nucleotides long. RefSeq names its product protein S (gene PROS1). Lineage: Eukaryota; Metazoa; Chordata; Mammalia; Chiroptera; Miniopteridae. Gene Ontology annotation, cellular component: extracellular region. Gene Ontology annotation, molecular function: receptor ligand activity; calcium ion binding. The record is from RefSeq and is a predicted model, not a curated record.
GCGGCCACGCGCCACGGCCCGGCCAUGAGGGUCCUCGGUGCGAGCUGCGGGGCGCUGCUGACGUGCCUCGCCCUGGUGUUUCCCGCCCCGGAGGCAAACUUUUUGUCAAAGCAACAUGCUUCACAAGUUCUGGUUAGGAAACGCCGUGCAAAUUCUCUUUUUGAAGAAACCAAAAAGGGUAAUCUUGAAAGAGAGUGCAUUGAAGAGCUGUGCAAUAAAGAAGAAGCCAGGGAGAUCUUUGAAAACUACCCUGAAACGGAAUAUUUUUAUCCAAAAUAUUUAGGUUGUCUUGGCUCUUUUCGAGCUGGAUUGUUCACUGCUGUACGUCAGUCAACUAACGCUUACCCUGACCUAAGGACCUGUGUCAAUGCUAUUCCAGACCAGUGUAACCCUCUGCCAUGCAAUGAAGAUGGAUAUCUGAGCUGCAAAGAUGGCCAGGCUACAUUCACUUGCAUUUGUAAAUCGGGUUGGGAAGGAGAGAAGUGUGAACAUGAUAUAAAUGAAUGCAAAAAUCCCUUAAAUAUAAAUGGAGGUUGCAGUCAGAUUUGUGAUAAUAUGCCUGGAAGUUAUGAAUGUUCCUGUAAAAGUGGUUUUGUUCUACUUUCAAAUGAAAAGGACUGCAAAGAUGUGGAUGAAUGCUCUUCGAAGCCAGGCAUUUGUGGCACAGCUGUGUGCAAGAACAUGCCAGGGGCCUUUGAAUGUGAAUGCGCUGAAGGUUACAGAUACAAUCCCACAUCAAAGUCUUGUGAAGAUGUGGAUGAAUGCUCUGAGAACAUGUGUUCUCAACUUUGUGUCAAUUACCCUGGAGGUUAUUCUUGUUACUGUGAUGGGAAGAAAGGAUUCAGACUUGCCCAAGAUCAGAGGAGUUGUGAGGCUGUUCCAGUGUGCCUUCCCUUGAACCUUGAGAAAAAUUAUGAACUCCUUUACUUGGCAGAGCAUUUCAUCGGGGUUGUUUUAUAUCUAAAAUUUCGCUUACCAGAUUUCAUCAGAUUUUCAGCAGCAUUUGAUUUCCGGACAUAUGAUUCAGAAGGUGUUAUCCUGUUUGCAGAAGCUCUUGAUCACUCAGCUUGGCUCCUGAUUGCACUUCGUGAUGGGAAGCUUGAAAUUCAGUUUAAGAAUGAACAUACAACCCAAAUCACAACCGGAGGUCAAGCUAUUAAUAAUGGUUUGUGGAAUAUGGUCUCUGUGGAGGAAUUAGAACAGAGUAUUAGUGUGAAAAUAGCUAAAGAAGCCAUUAUGAAUAUAAAUAAACCUGAAAGCCUUUUUAAGUCUACAGGUGGAUUUAUGGAAACCAAAGUAUACUUUGCAGGAUUACCUCAGAAAAUGGAGAAUACACUCAUUAAACAGAUUAACCCUCGUCUAGAUGGAUGUGUACGGGGCUGGAAUUUGAUGAAUCAAGGAGCUUCAAAAGUAGAUGAAAUUAUUCAAGAAAGACAAAAUAAGCAUUGUUUUAUCACUGUGGAGAAGGGCUCCUACUAUCCUGGUUCUGGAGUUGCUCAAUUUAGCAUAGAUUAUAAUAAUAUAGUGAACCCCGAUGCUUGGCAUGUUACUGUGUUUUUGAAUAUUCGCCCAUCCAAGGGCACUGGCAUUAUUUUUGCCUUGGUUUCAGAUGACACGGUGUCCUUUGCCUUGUCCUUGGUGGACUCCUCUUCUGAGAAGCUUCAGGAUAUCCUGGUAUCUGUUGAAAACAAGGUAAUAUCCCGGAUAGAGGCCUUAAGUCUGUGUUCCAAUCAACAAUCCCAUCUGGAAUUAAGAAUCAACAGAACAAAUGUGGAGCUGUUGACGCCACUUAAAAAUGACAUCAUCUACUCGGAAGAUUUUCAAAGAGAAUUUGGCAGCUUGGACAGAGCAAUAAAAGGAACAGUAGCCACUUACCUGGGUGGCGUUCUAGUUACUGCUUUCAAUGCGACACCAGUUAAUACCUUUUUCAAUGGCUGUAUGGAAGUGAACGUGAAUGGUGUACAGUUGGAUCUAGAUGAAGCCAUUUAUAAACACAGUGAUAUCAGAGCUCACUCAUGUCCAUCAGUUUUGAAUAGCAAUGAGAGUCCUUAAGUCAUCUUUUCUCUGCUGAUAACAUCUUUUUCCUGUAAUUAUACUUAUGUUUCAAUACUAGUUGAAGGAUUUUACUUAUGAGAGGCAGACCUUAUGGUACUUUGACCUUUUUGGAAUUUUAAAAAGGUCCUUUUUCAAGAAAACAAGAUUCUCUUGUGAUAUAAAUCACAUUAAAAAAAUUCUUACCUCUGUUGCUGCCCAGAAACUAAAUAAUGAAAAACAUAAAAAAAUUUAAUUUGAAUUUUUGCUACAAAUGACAUUUCUUCAUUUUUAUGUUUGUAAAAGUAAAUUUUAAUUGUAUCGUCAUGAAUUAGUGUUUAAAUAUCUAUUUUUCUUGGAAGGCAAGGAAGUAAACCUAAACAAAUGUUCAUGGGGGUCUAUACUGUUGAUCAUAAUAGAUAAUAUUUUAUUUGUUUUUGUUUCUUCUUAAUGAAGGCAGGAGAAGAGACAGUGGCCUAUUAAUUUUAAUCGAGCAGGAGGCCUUACAGCUUUAUUCCAAAACAAUUCCUCAGGGGUACCAGCUUUGGCUUCAUCUUUCUUUCACUGGCUUCACGUUUGAACCAGUGGUUUUACUGAAUUAGAAAACAAGUGGACACAUUUUCAGACAGCAGCACAUGAAUCUUGCUGGUGACUAAUUGGAUUCCUUGAGGAUGAGCUACCAGGUUGUGUUGAGAUGGGUGUGGAAGCUGGGGGUGGGUACGUUCCUUAGAUUUGGCUGUGGCGGUCACAUAAGCUCUAGAUUAGAAAAAGCAGAACCUCGUGACAGAAAGAAUGAAUGAUUCCAACUUCAGUUACCAGAGUAAGUUGCCAGAAUGUGACUGAUUAUAGAAGAACAAAAGGAAUGUUGAAAACUGAAAUAGAUUUUAAUGAAAGAAUAACAACAGAGGGACCUAGUUAACAUUGUGUCUUUGAAGAAAGCAGUUUUAUCACUCCUAAACCUCCCAUUCUCUUUAGGAAUGUAUCUGGUGUUUCAUUGACAGUUUGAGAAAAUAAACUUUUACCCCCAC